Trypanosoma cruzi is the source of this 1359-nucleotide messenger RNA. RefSeq lists its product as uncharacterized. Bases 1 to 1359 code for a protein of 452 amino acids. The record is from RefSeq and is a predicted model, not a curated record. The transcript has a single exon. Lineage: Eukaryota; Euglenozoa; Kinetoplastea; Trypanosomatida; Trypanosomatidae.
AUGGCUCGGCGGCAGCGUGUGCCACGCCACAAGGAGCACGGGCGGAGGCGCAACAAGAACCCGAAGUUGUCUCCAUUCCAGCGGGAGCAGAGGCGCAAUAAGAUGGCCAACCAGCCGCCGGUGUCAUUUGGCAAGAAUGGCAGCCAGCGUGAUUACCCCAUCAGUCAGAGGGCGGUGAUGAAAUUCCUCAUGGCAAAGCAGAAGCGGCUGCAGGAAAGGCACCAGCAGCGACACGAGGAGCAGCAGAAGAAAGAAAUAGGGGAGCAUCAGCAGAGGCAAACAAAAAAAACAACAGGCGAUGGGAAAUUGUGUGAAGACAACGGGGAGGUUUCCCCUUCUCCCGCCACCCACUCAUCCAUGGCUACCGCUGCUGUGGAGGCGGUGGUGGGGAAGAAGAAACACCAUGCGAAGAAAGCGAAGAAGACGUCACUUACAGCACCCGUGGCACUCAAUGAAGAAAUGGCUGCAUCCCUUGCACGCCCCAUCAUGGCCUUUAAGACGCUGGCGGAGGAGGAGAGGGGGGAAGCGGAAAACGCAUUGGUAGCCAUCAUUUCAAGAAAGAAGGAAAGAAAGCAUCGGAAGAAGGCGGAAGCCCGGCGGGAGCGAGUGAGGGAAGUACUUCGCGAGACGGAAGAGCAGCUGAGAGAAGUCCUUUCCAGCAAAGGUGGGAAGAAGCGGAGGAGGGAAUAUCCGGUUGACCCCAAGGAUGCCGCCUUCGAGAAGAAGCUAAAGCAGAUGCAGAAGGAAAAGGCAGAGGAGGCGGUGGCGGCUGAAAAAAGCGUUGCGGGGAAAAACAUAAAACAAGACCGCAGCGAAACUGAGAGCCAGAAAAGAAAACGCAAGCGGAUCACGUUCUUAGAUGAAGGUGCAAAAGGGGGUGUGGAUGUCCCUCACAGUGCGAUGCGUUACCCGAACGACAAGGGCGCUAAAGUGCCCCGUGACUUCUGUGAGUUGGUGGAUGUUGUACGGUUCGGCGAACGCGUGGAGGCUCCUCCUGUUUUUGACGUUAUUCCGCGUCACGACGCCUCUAUCACACGUCUUGCCAACCGAAUGGAAUCCUCCUCCUGUAGGAAUUUCCUCAAGGGCGGAGUUGCGUCGUCGCAGAAGGAACGUUUGCAGAUGUUGUCAUCGGUUGGUGGGGUGGGAGAAGAAAGGCGACUUGAGCGCCUCGGCCUGGGGCCUGUUAGCACUUCUGCGGCUGCGGCCCGCCGCACAGGCGCGCCCAAGAAGCUUUCUAAGGAGGAAGAGAUGCGGCGCUUGCGUGAGGCUGUCAUGGAAGCAUACCGCCGCAAGAAGCGUAUAGGGGCGGAGGCACGGAAGGGGGUGGACAUGCAUCAUCAAUUCCCGAUAUUCUCAUGA